Molecule: messenger RNA, 333 nt
Organism: Miscanthus lutarioriparius
Lineage: Eukaryota; Viridiplantae; Streptophyta; Magnoliopsida; Poales; Poaceae
Source: the annotation of a GenBank genome assembly
AUGGCGAAGCAUCAUCCUGAUCUCAUCAUGUGCCGGAAGCAGCCCGGCAUCGCGAUUGGUCGCUUGUGUGAGAAAUGUGAUGGCAAGUGUGUCAUCUGCGACUCAUACGUGCGCCCAUGUACGCUUGUCCGGGUCUGCGAUGAGUGCAACUAUGGUUCAUUCCAGGGAAGGUGUGUGAUCUGCGGAGGAGUCGGCAUCUCAGACGCCUACUACUGCAAGGAGUGUACCCAGCAGGAGAAGGACCGGGAUGGUUGUCCCAAGAUCGUCAAUCUUGGAAGUGCCAAGACAGAUCUCUUCUAUGAGCGCAAGAAGUAUGGUUUCAAGAAGAGAUGA